AUGAAGCUCUCCAUCGUCUCCAUCCUCACCCUCGGCCUCGCCGCCGGCUCCCUCGCUGCGCCCACCGCGGUUCAGGAGCGCGACCUCCCCACCGUCACCGGCGUCCUCUCCAGCAUCGGCACCAAGGUCGACGCCCUGGGAUCUGCCAUCCGAGCUUACAACGGUGGCGACGUGGCCAAGGUGCAGCAAGCCUCCGACACUCUGGUGACGGCCAUCAACAACGGCAACACCAAGGUCAGCAGCACGGCCGCCCUUAGCAGCGGCGACGCGCUGGGACUCCCCGGCCCCGUCAACGAUCUCAAGGAUAAGAUCACCGCCGUCAUCAACAAGCUCGACGGCAAGAAGAGUCUCAUCGUCAAGGCCGGCAAGGGCGCGCAGACCUACAACGACCUGACCCAGCAGAAGGCUGCCGCCAAGAAGCUGUCCGACACUAUUGUCUCCAAGGUCCCGGAGAACCUCCAGAGCCUGGCUGGCUCCAUCGCUGGCGGUAUCUCUGACGCCAUCGACACCGGUGUGAAGGACUUUGCCGAUCAGGCCCCCAAGGGCUCCAAGCGUGAGGAGGCGGCCCCUCUUGUUGAUGCUGCUAUUGCGGUUUAA
This is a messenger RNA of Aspergillus tubingensis, 597 nucleotides long. Its product is annotated as cell wall mannoprotein 1 family protein. NCBI's taxonomy places the organism in Eukaryota, Fungi, Ascomycota, Eurotiomycetes, Eurotiales, Aspergillaceae. The transcript has a single exon. The record is from RefSeq and is a predicted model, not a curated record. The coding region runs from base 1 to 597 and encodes 198 amino acids. Gene Ontology annotation, cellular component: extracellular region.